AUGGCUUUUCGUCCAGUUCAUUCCUGGGAGGAACUGUACUUCUACAAUGCCUAUCUAAAGGACCGAAUCAUGAAUGAGCCUGUCAAGGGCAACCGGUUCUUGAACGAUGUGCGGAACAUCGCUUUCCAAAUGGCAUCCCUCAGCGAGGUUCGCGAGGCCGAAGAAGAUAUCGUUUAUCAUAUUGUCCGUACUCUGUGCGAAACAAGGAGGCCACCGGAAACCAGAAAGUACUGGAAGGACGAAUUCCGCCGCACUUCUAAAUGGGAGCCGGACGAACUAGAGAGGCAACUCUUUGGUGCCGCAUUAUGCACCAACACGAUCUCGUUCAUCCGGAGUUCUGAUACGCUACGGAACAACAUGUUGUCAAAUCCUACAAGUCCUCGUAACAGUUGCGUGUUUGGGGAACAUAUCGAGUUAGCUGCAAAGUAUGGCAGUGAGGAGCUCCUGGAGUACCUUUUGACGGACGGAGCGUCUAUCGCCAGCCCAGAUCUGAAAUCCGAACUUUUCAAGUUUGCGGCGAAAGCUGGUCGUAUAGAAAUCGUCCGAUUUCUGUGCAACUUUCGGAGUGAAGAGUGGCCUUGGCCUUUCGAGGGCGAUAUAAAGGCGAUGAGGCGAUAUCUACGCGAUAUCCUCAUGGGUAUCUGGAAUCCUCAGGUAUGGGACUUCAUCGAUAACUUGCUCGUUUCUCAUGGCUCACAUUCGGCCUUGAGUGACAUGCUUGAGCACAAGCUCAGUACUUGUGCAAGAGUGAAUUACCUAAGCAUGGCGGUACAUCUAGUAAGGCUCGGCCCAGAUACUGAGGAACCUCCCAGUUGGUUUUCGGGGGGCGUUUACACAUCUGCAAUUGGAUAUGCUGCUAUGCGCGGCUGUUUGCCUCUUGUCGAGCUCUUGUUAGAAAAAGGUGCGAAUUCCGAACACACCCUCGCCACUGCGGUGGUCUACGGCCGCGCAAAGCUUCUUAAUGUGUUACUGGACCGUGGAAUCAAGACAAGCGAUGCAAUGGUCGGAUCACGUCAAUCACCGGAACCUGCUCAGCUCUUGCCAAAUUUCAAAUUCGGGCCGUAUCUGGACGUGGUCCGACUACUACUCGAUACAGGCGUUGACGUAAACGAAAGCAUCGGUAAAGAAAGCCCUCUCGCUUGGGCAAUCGCUGCAGAACAUACAGCGCUGUUUAAAUUCCUUCUCGAACGCGGAGCCAACCUUCACUCUCCGGGAACAGCAGAGGAGUGCGUGCGACGGGCGAAACAAGAUGACCUAGAGUCGAUGCUGUCACUGCUGGAACAGCAUGGAGUUAACGUCAAAGAUUGUUCGGAACAGGCUGCUUGA
Messenger RNA from Alternaria alternata, 1326 nucleotides. RefSeq names its product ankyrin. The record is from RefSeq and is a predicted model, not a curated record. The transcript has a single exon. The coding region runs from base 1 to 1326 and encodes 441 amino acids. Lineage: Eukaryota; Fungi; Ascomycota; Dothideomycetes; Pleosporales; Pleosporaceae. Gene Ontology annotation, molecular function: protein binding.